AUGAGACUUCUAGGAUUGGUCCUAGGCAGGAAAUUGACGUGGGUCUCAUACAUGAAACACCUGAGAGACUCGUGCAUGAAAAGAUUAAAUGUAAUAAAAGUAUUAGCCAGAGUAAGUUAUGGUAUAAUCGCCAACAAUGCAACAAUAAAACUGAGUAUCGCCAAACCUGGUUCAAUCUUUACUGCUGAAGCUUAUGCAAUACUUGAUGCUCUGAAAUACGCUGGUACCCACAACUUCAAAAACAUUGCCAUAUAUUCAGACUCUAUAAGCGUAAUAAAUGCCCUAACAAAACCAAAUAACAAGAACAGCCAUGAAAUUAUAACAGAAGUACUCGAAGCAUACAAAGAACUAAAUAACGACAAUAACACGGAGGUAUAUAUCAUCUGGACCCCUUCGCACCAAGGAAUAACGGGAAACGAGGACGCAGACAGAGCAGCAAAAGAAGUAACAACCCUACCACCAGCUGAAGCAACAACCCCAAUACCACACCAGGAUCUCAUAAGUCACAUAAAAAGCACCUUGAAAGAAAAAUGGAACAAAAUCUGGACACCAAUGAAGAGAACAAAAAUACAUAAUGUAAUACAAAAUUUCUACCAACCAAUCCCUCUUUGUGGUUUAAAUAGGAAAGAAAAAUCCAUCAUGUUCCGAUUAAGGACUGGCCACACUAAAAUCACACAUGAACACCUAGUCAAAAAAACUGAACAACCAUACUGUAUCUAUUGUCCCAACGAAAUCCUUACAGUUGAAUACAUCUUAUACCAGUGCGGAAAAACUGAACUACAAAGACAGAAGUACGACAUAAAACCAAACACAGCCUUAACAGCACAGGACCACAUAAGAGGCACAAUAAAUUUUCUCAAAGCGACAAAUAUGUAUGACAAAAUAUAA
Dufourea novaeangliae is the source of this 888-nucleotide messenger RNA. RefSeq lists its product as uncharacterized. The record is from RefSeq and is a predicted model, not a curated record. The transcript is spliced from 2 exons. NCBI's taxonomy places the organism in Eukaryota, Metazoa, Arthropoda, Insecta, Hymenoptera, Halictidae. Gene Ontology annotation, biological process: DNA replication, removal of RNA primer. Gene Ontology annotation, molecular function: nucleic acid binding; RNA-DNA hybrid ribonuclease activity. Bases 1 to 888 code for a protein of 295 amino acids.